AGAAGGAUGCUGAGUACUACAAGCAGAAGAUGUAUCUGAACAAGAAGAAGAUGUUGCUGGCUAUGGAAGAAAACAAGGAAAAGAGUGCUCUCAUGGCUGAAAAAGACCACUGGAUGGAUGAUUCUGAUGAGGAAGAGAAUCUGGCCUUGAUGGCAGUGGUUGAAGAAGAAGAGAAAGAGAAGGAUGCUGAAAAGGAAGGAAAGAUGAAGUCAACCCCUGCUGCUGAUGAGAAGGAGAAAGACAAAGCUGAGGAGAAGAAGAACCUGCCUACUGCAACCAAUGCUGACGUAGCGACUGCCCUGUCUGCUGAGAACAGGAAUGCUGACAAUGAAGGAAAGACGUGAAGAAG
This is a messenger RNA of Cuscuta epithymum, 349 nucleotides long. The record is from the annotation of a GenBank genome assembly. NCBI's taxonomy places the organism in Eukaryota, Viridiplantae, Streptophyta, Magnoliopsida, Solanales, Convolvulaceae.